UGUGGGUGUGGGUGUGGGUGUGGGUGUGGGUAUCGGCGUAGGUGUAAUGAUCCGGAAAUAUAAGGUACACCCACACCCACACCCACACCCACACCCACACCCACACCCACACCCUUCAAGACUUUAACUUGCGUUCAUAUCUACGAUUAUGAUUAAACAGCUGUUUAUACGAUUCAUUCAUAGUUAGAUGAAAUAAUUAAUAAAAAGAAUAUUUUACGUAAGUAAUUUGUUUCGGUACAAGACUACAUUUGAAUUUACCUAUGCUUGAAAUAAUAUUUAAUACUAUUUCUAAAUUUUUUAUUGUUUUGUAUUCAGAUAAAUAUUUAUUCUAUGAAAAAGAAUUACAAUGUAUAGAAUCAUUAUCAUUGAUGCAAUCGAAACAACUUAUUGAUAUAGUUCAUUAUUUAUAUGAUUGUGGUGUUAUUCAUCGUGAUAUACAUCCACAAAAUUUAAUGCUAGAUCGUGAUAGUAAUCAUAUAAAAUUAAUUGAUUUCGGUUUUGCCAUUUCAGUUAAUAUCGAUAACAAGGGAGGCAGCAUAGAAAUGGUCGGUUCACUUACAUACGCUAGUGAAUCAUUUUUAGAUUUGUAUUCAAAAUUAUUAACUGGCCGGGGUUUCCCAUAUUAUUUUUAUGAACCAGCAUUCGAUUUAAUAUGUGCAUUAAAUGUUAUAAUGGCCAUGAGUAAUGCUGAUAUCAAACGCAGUAUUAAUGCAAUUCGAAUAUUACAAGAUGUUAACGAAAUAGUAUUAAAGUCAUCGCAAUUAUGGAAAGAUACUAAGCAUACAAAUAAACAUUAUUCAAAUUUAGUCACCUUAAUAAAGAAGCUGGAUUCAUGGUAUCCAUUCUGUCGAUUAGAUGAAUCAGAUGAUUCAAAUGAUUCAGAUCCACCAUCAAUUUCUAAUGUUUCAAAAAGGCAAUCAGAUCAAUCAGCAAUUUUUGACGUUAUAAAAGAUGAAAUAGAAAAACUUUUCGAUAUAUGA
This is a messenger RNA of Rotaria sp. Silwood1, 980 nucleotides long. Lineage: Eukaryota; Metazoa; Rotifera; Eurotatoria; Philodinida; Philodinidae. The record is from the annotation of a GenBank genome assembly.